This is a messenger RNA of Sardina pilchardus (European sardine), 2016 nucleotides long. RefSeq names its product solute carrier family 2, facilitated glucose transporter member 5-like. Gene Ontology annotation, biological process: monosaccharide transmembrane transport. The record is from RefSeq and is a predicted model, not a curated record. The transcript is spliced from 12 exons. Gene Ontology annotation, molecular function: hexose transmembrane transporter activity. Gene Ontology annotation, cellular component: plasma membrane. The coding region runs from base 16 to 1548 and encodes 510 amino acids. Lineage: Eukaryota; Metazoa; Chordata; Actinopteri; Clupeiformes; Clupeidae.
GCACGUCUCGGAAACAUGGAGAAAAUGCAAGAGACAGCUGAAAGGAAAGGAAGGCUGACUCUUGUCUUGGCAUUGGCAACACUCAUCUCCACUUUUGGCUCCUCUUUCCAAUAUGGUUACAAUGUUGCUGUGGUCAACUCUCCAUCCGAAUACAUGCAGGUCUUCUACAGGGCUGCAUAUCUAUUUCGCUAUGGAGAUGUAAUGGAUGAUGGCCUUGUGACACUUCUGUGGUCCCUCACUGUCUCUAUGUACCCUCUUGGAGGGUUCUUUGGAUCGCUCAUGGUAGGCCCUUUGGUCAACAAAUUAGGAAGAAAAGGAACGCUCCUCUUCAACAAUAUCUUCUCCAUUGUCCCAGCUAUAAUGAUGGGGGUGAGUGAGGUGGCCCGGUCCUACGAGAUGGUCAUUAUCGGUCGCUUUGUAGUGGGCAUCUGUGCAGGCAUCUCUUCCAAUGUGGUGCCCAUGUACCUGGGGGAACUCUCUCCAAAAAACCUCAGGGGUGCCAUUGGCAUAGUGCCCCAGCUCUUCAUCACCAUCGGCAUCCUCACUGCCCAAGUGUUUGGCAUAAGGUCCAUCCUGGGCAAUGUAAAUGGCUGGCCCAUCAUGUUGGCCCUCACUGGGGUCCCAGCGGUGCUGGAGCUGCUGCUGCUGCCCUUCUUCCCAGAGAGCCCGCGCUACCUGCUCAUCCAGAAAGGAGACGAGGAUGCUGCCAGGAAAGCACUGCGGCGGCUGCGAGGCUGGGAUGACGUGGAUGAGGAGCUGUUGGAGAUGCACAGGGAGGAUCAGUCGGAGAAGGCGGAGGGGCGUCUGUCCGUCCUCAACCUCCUCUCCUUCCGCUCGCUGCGCUGGCAGCUGAUCUCCGUCGUCGCCAUGAACAUGGGCCAGCAGCUGUCCGGAGUCAACGCGAUUUACUAUUACGCAGACAACAUCUUCCUCUCUGCUGGUGUGAAGCUGAACGACAUCCAGUAUGUGACGGUGGGCACAGGAAGUGUUAACGUCUUCAUGACUAUUGCUGCGGUGUUCAUUGUGGAGGCCUCGGGGAGGAGGAUACUGCUUCUCCUGGGCUUUGCCAUAUGCUGUGCUGCAUGCUUUGUCCUGACCAUCGCACUCAACUUUCAGGAUGGUUUGAGCUGGAUGCCCUAUGUCAGCAUCGCGUGUGUAAUCAUCUACGUCAUUGGUCACGCCAUCGGACCAAGCCCCAUCCCAUAUGUCAUCACCACGGAGAUCUUUCGGCAGUCGUCCAGACCUGCUGCGUUCAUGGUCGCCGGCUCUGUUCACUGGCUCUCCAACUUCACCGUGGGCCUUGUCUUCCCCUAUCUCGAGAAGGGACUGGGCCAGUUCAGCUUCGUUAUCUUUGGGGUGAUCUGUCUCAUCACGCUGAUCUACAUCUGGGUGCUCAUUCCUGAGACCAAGAACAAAACUUUCCUGGAGAUCAGCCAGCUGUUUGCUAAGAGGAACAAGGUGACGAUCAUGGUGGAGGAGGCAGAGAGAGAAACUAAAGACCAGGAUGGAGAGCACUGCCAGGAGGAGGAGAAGGCCACAGCAUUCUGAGAGAGGCACUGUGCUUUGAAGGACCCUAGCCUGUCGUCUGGAGGUGAGAUGGAGGAAUCCGAUGGGCAUUGAAUCAGUAUUUAUUUUCUAUUUUGUUUUGUUUUGUUUGUAACUCUCUGCCGAUCAUAUUAUGUUAUGGGUGGCCAUGAGUGGCCAAGUGAGAGCAAGUGUGCGGACCUUUUACUCAUUUUAUGGGUGGCCAUGGUUCAUUUUUGGAUACAAAAGUAUGAAACUGCAAAUGCAGUAAAAAAGCACCCAUAAGUACCUCUGAAAUGUGUAUACCAACAAACCUACUAGUGGCAAUAUUCUGCACUGUUGCAUGUCCCUUGUAUGACCCCCUAUGCCCUCUUCAGGCCUCGCAAUGCUAGUAAACCAACAGUUCUAGCCCUGGUGCAACUAGGUUAGGUACUGUAUAUUUCUGUUUUUGGAUGCACUUUGGCUAAUUGCUCUCACACAAACACCUUCUCU